GAGGUUUAUUCAUUUGUUUUGCACUUGUCUAAAUUGACGAUGGCGGUAUUUUGUGUGUUGUGAUUAGAUUUGGGAUGUUGUUAGGUUUUAGCGGGACCACCUGGCCGUCACGUUUUGCCUUUUCGGUUGCUUGAGGGCCGGGAAGAAAGAACAAUUGUCUGACGGACACGGUCAACUGCCAAACGCAAACACUCUCGGCAUGUUUUGCUGACUUUGCUGCCAAAUUUAUUGACUUUUCUUUGGUUUCAAAACGAUUGAAAAUCAAAAGAAUGCUAUCACAUGAUGCAACUUAGAGAUGAUUGGAUUAGUAACACCCAUUGGUGAGCGAUGAAGCGCGGUGAAAGGAGGGUGCAAAGACGUCAGUCACCUGUGAGAAGUCGCCGCGGGGGUUCCCAGUCGGAGGGAAGGGGUAACAGGAGACCAGCGUCGCAACUUGAAGACCCCACCAACUUCAGCAGUCACCAUACAAGACGUUCAAGGAAAGCAAGAAGAAGUUUAGAAAAGGUCUUACAAAAGCUUGACGCAGAAUGGGGCAAAGAGAACAUCCCAGCCUGUAAAUCUACACACCUUACAGACGUGCGUCACCCCUACACAGGUGUAAAUAGGACAGUACGCAGCCCUGUGUGCCCAGAGUCACCCGACAAAAGCAGACGCCUCCACGCCGAUGGCCCCGCUGGACGUGCCCAUAAGUUGUCCUCCACGGCGCUAGCAGAUAUGAAUGCGUACGCGUACCCGGAUCCUAGAGUUACGGACUGGGGAGUGCCACAUGCAGAGUACGCCCCCAGGCCCUACACAGCCCCUCCUGCAGGGCGGCACUACUCAGGUAUGCCUGGCUACGGGCCGCCCUGGUACCAGACUGACAUUGUGUACUCAUCCUACAACACUGGCGGAGGGGUGAAGCUUGUGGAGAUCACAGACGAGCAUGCCGAAUAUCUGCAGAGUCUGGCCACUACCAAAGGUUUUGCGGAGGAGGACUUUGUUCCCCAGGAAGGACAUGUUCAGGAUGUGAUCACCAACUCCCCACCAGUGGACGAGCCACUAUCCUGGAGGGACCUACAGACCAGCCCAAACCCACUCAGCCCCAGACCAAAUUACUACCCGAGUUACGAGCACUCAGACUACGGCUCGGUUUCCCCUCCUUAUGCAGCGUCUCCGGAACAUUAUAGGCAAGGGCUGGGUUAUCACGACUCAUUCGCACCGGAGGAUAGAAGACUGGCUUGCAGCUUGCCAGCACCACAUAAGACUGGAAGCUAUCCGCAUGUCCGGCCAUCUCAGAGUCCUACCUACGGAUUGAAGUACGGUAGUACCCAAAGGGGAGGCGUGUCCCCAGAUAGACCAUACUCCACAGACCAUGAACAGGGGGAUCUGAACAACAGUUUUGACUCUAGCUUCUCGUCAGUCACUCUGUCAGAGUUGGCUCCAUUGGAGCAGAGCGGGGCGUCAAGUUUGUUCACGGAGAGGUCUUCACAAAUGGCUACUCUGGAGUGGGACGGGCUUAUUCCCAACCCAGACAGUGCCAUCCUUGCAAAGCAGUCCCGGGAAUUCCAUCCUACUACGUACAGACAAAGCAAUGUAGGAAACUCCAGAUGUCUACCCUUAGCCUACGAGCCGACGGAACGCCAGCCUUUGGAAGUAAAAGGCGAUUCCUCUGCGGCAUUGAACUCAGGAGUGUCAAAUGAUGUUUCCUCAAAGCAAACCAACGUCCGUGUGUACUCUCGUCAUUCGGCAAACUCGUCACAAAGCAGCGCUCCGGCGCUGAAAAGCGCCUGCACUUUACGAGUAAACGGCUCCCCGGCCAAAGCACAACAGCCAUACAGACCAAAGUCGUCCGGCAGUAUUUCAGGGGACAUUUCGCAUUCCGUUGGCGUCGGAAGCGCUAGAACCUCUCUGGCAUCGAGUCGACAAUCAAACCGAAAUUCCUCAAGUUCUAGUGCAUCCAGUAGUGUUGGACCCACAAGCUUAAGGCUCAGGCAAGAAGACAUGAUGCCAUUGUCCAGGAGCAAUGGAUUUGCCUCUGUGUCUAGCACAGGAUCUUUGAACUCUCGACAGUCCAAUUGUUCACCACUAGGGAGAGAUGAACUCAGACAGAGCUCUAGGACCAGUUCAGCUCAACUUGCACUGAGCUUGCCAAAGGAGAUUCCAUUGAGGAGUAGUCGAAAAUGGUCCUCCCAUCUUCCAACCGAAAGGAGGAAUACAGCACUAAACAGAAAGGACCUUGAUGUUUCAACUCUACAAAGCCACAGACUUCUGCCCAAGCAACAGGUGAUCCCCAGUCAGACUCUGAGACAUGGCCUUGAUGGUGCCUUCCACAGCAGACAGCUGCCCAGCAUACGUAGAGCCUCCUCCGCACUGUGGACCAUCAGGCUCAUGGAGUCACUACAGGGUGUAGACACACAGGUCCGAGAACAGGUUCUCAUCAAGGCAAGGUGCUUUAGAAGAUGGAGACUGCAUGUUAGGUUACAGAGGCUGUUGAGACAGGAGGAAGCCUAUAAGUUGCAAAGAGCUGUGCAAUUUUGGAGAUUAAGUGUACUUUCCAAGUGCCUGAUUUCCUGGAGACACCACCUGGAGCAGCAGAGACAGGCAGCAGAAGAGCUGUGCCACAGACACCUGCUGAGGAAGGGCCUGCAUGGGCUGCAGUUUGCUGUCCAGCAGCAGAGGGCGCUGUCAGGAGCUAUCAGUCGCAGGAGGGACAGUAAAGUGCUGGUUAGAGCUUGGAUGAAGUGGAGAGAAGCACACUUGUCCAAACAGAAGGAGAUCAUGAAGAAUGCCUUCGAGCAGUGGCACAAGUUCAAGUCUGAAUCUGAGAGGUUGAAGGCAAUGGUUCACAUGGCAGACCAGAAACUUCUGUCCCGUACCUAUCGGUCAUGGAAGGGCCUGCUGCAAACUAUGCAGAAAUCUGCUGUGGCCAGACUACACUACAAAGUGACUCUGCUGACCAAGUGUUGGCACAGUUGGAGGAUGUACUCAGCACAGAGAAUAGUCAAGGACAGGCAGAAUGACCUAGCCAGAAUUCACUAUGAGGAGAGACUUCAGAAGAAGACAUUUGAACACAUGAAAGCCAUGCAGGUCAAAUACCAGACAGCAAGAAACCACAGAAGCCAUGUAGUACUAGCCCAGUCGUUGAGCCAGUGGAGACAGUACACACAGGUAGCCAAGGUGCAGCACGUGCGUGAGGUCAGCCUGUGUAAGGAACACUACAGACUGGCCCUGGUCAGGGGAUGCUUCAGGAGGUGGAGACAGGAGCUGAAGGCUGCCAGGAUACACCGCAGGAAACAACAGGAACAUGUCAGACGGGCCCUCCAAGUUUGGCAGUUACGGUGGAAGAGAAACCUCAUGUACAGACGGAUCACUGACUCCAUGGCCAGAAAGUCCCUGAAGAGAAGAGUGCUGUACAGCUGGCUGUCUCGUACCAAACAGCUGCGGGAGGGCCGUGAGCAGGCCUGUGACGUGUUGCAUCGCCUGGUGCUGAAGAAAUCCUUCACAGCAUGGAGGGAACAUGUGCAGUAUAGGGUAGACCUCAAGACAAAGAUGCAAGUUAUCUGCGACAAGAGACAGCACAGACUGAAGCUGGUCAUCCUGAAUCACUGGAGAGCACAGUUUCAGUCCAGACUGUCUCACCAACAAGCCAGGGACAUGUGGUCACUCAAGUGUGUCAGAAAAGCCAUACAGAAGUGGAGAUCUGUGGUGCAUAGGAAGCACCUGGAGGUGUUGUUAGUCAGGACACAGCCUGUCCGCGACCAGAGGGUGACCAGAGCGGCGUUCGGUGCCUGGCUGUUGGCUAAACGAGUGUCUGACCACGACAGACUGAGGGUGGACAUGGCCAGACAGGUGGUACAGAAGAACAGGCUCCACAGAAUGUUUACUGCCUGGAGAAUCCUCAACCAGGAGACUCAAACCAUCGCUCCUCUGGCUGCCAGGAGGAAGAGGAGAGAGAUCGUCAGAUACUGGGAUGCGUGGAGAUGGGUAGUCCUGAGGAAGCAGCGGUGCCAGGCCAGCCUGGAGUGUUUCCGACGACAGCAGCUGUACGUAGCCUUCUCCCACUGGCACCAGAGGGUCAACCUCCACCACAAACAACAGGCAGCAGUAACCAAACUCGACAUGUCAAAAACAAGGAGGGCCUUCCAAGGUUGGAGGGGAGUUGUGGAGAGGAAACAUGAGUUAGAAGAAAAGGAAAUCCAGCACAAGGCCCAGGCUCUGAAGAGAAGGUUCUUACACUGGCAGCAGCAGGCUCAGCUCAGGGAACUCCAGAGGGAAGUGGAACAUGGCAACAUGGCCCGUGCCCGUGUGCUGUUGUCCAAUGCCCUGAGCCACUGGCGACAGUAUGUAGCAGGACAGAAGAAAGCCCAGGCCCGGUCAGCAGACAUGCUGCAGGAACAGAGGGCAGAACUGCUGCUCAGGUGGGCUCUGUCACAGUGGAAGGAGAGACUCAAGGCACAACAGGUCGCAAAGGAGUUCCGUGACUUGCGUGAGGAGGACCACCUUCGGCACAUGCUGCGUUCCUGGAACCUCCACUCCAAGGAGUCAUUCCGCCAGUCUGUGGAGCAGUUCAACCAGUCCCUCCUCAACCUGCAGUCUUCUGUACCCAGCAGUGAUCAGGAGUCCACUGCAUCACAGGUGUCCUCCUACGAGAGCAGUGGUUUCCAUAGUAACACCACGGCGCCGCAGUGGUCCACCAAUAGCAGCGCAGGAUUCCAGGGGGCGGGGUUCCACGGCGCGGUGGCUCCGGAGCUGUCCAACAACAGCAGCGGCUUCCACAGCGGGAAGAGGCCCUCCCUCACCACCGACCCGUCUUCCGAGUCCAGCGACACUCGCUCAAGCUUCCACCGCUUUCCUCAAUGCCAUGCGUGGGAUGCUGACGUCAGCUCGAGUGAAGAGAGCUGCUCAUCAUUAGUGCCAGCUGGCUGGCCUCGGCGCAGAACCAGUCAGUCCACAGAGUCCACCCUCAGCGGCUGGUCAGAGUCUGUCGGUGUGGACAUCCCCUGUUCUUACCUUCAGGACUUCCUGACAACAGCCCUGCUUCGCUGGCGACACUGGCCGGUGAGCGUUGCCUUUUCCCAGUGGAAGGAGUUUGUGUGUCGACAGAAACAGCUGAGACAGCAGGCAGGCCAGCUACAGCAGCGCUGUGCACAGAUCCACCUCAAACAUGCCUUCAGGGAGUGGAGACAUGCCACCAACAACUCUCUCAAGGCACACGCUCACAGGGAGACAGUUGUGUUGUCAGGCUCCCUCCGUGCCUGGUUACAGUACACAUCCUACAGAAGGAGAAAGGCACAGAAGAGAAGAGUGGCUGACAGGCAUGCACAGGACACCAUGGUGUGGAAGGCCUUCUGUACAUGGAAGAACAAGGCGAAUGACCUGCGUCGUCUGCAGAAGAUUGUGGAGAUCUGGCAGGGCGUGAUGAGUGAGAGUCAGCAGCUGGAGCGGGUGGCCAGGCAGGUGCAGGACGCCAUCCGGCUGAAGAACAUGGCGCAGUGCUUCCAGGUGUGGGUGUGGCGCGCACGACAGCUGCAACAGGUGGAGCGCUACCACCAGCACGUCAACGUCAAAAGGCAUUUCCAAGCCUGGCGUACUGUCGCAUGUGAGCAGGCAGACAGGAGAGAGAAGUGCCAGGCCUUCAGACAACACCAGCUCAGGCGCCACUUCUUCCAGCUGUGGAAUUUGCGGCUGCAGCAGAAGCACCAGGUGGAGGUGAGGCACCUGCAGGCUGUGAGGCAGAAGAUGAAGGGUGUCCUGAGACAGUGGAGGACCUGGGCGGUGGAGUGUAGGGUACAGAGAGCGCUGACAGCAGACCUACAGGAGAAACAACAGAGGAGCCAGCUGCAGACAGCCUUCCGCACUUGGAGGAUGAGAACACUACUGAGUCAGAGGAUCAAGGCCAGCAUCAACAAUGGACUUCUCACUAGUUGCUUCCAGUCCUGGCAUGAGGUGACCCAGAGUCGAAUCCAGGAGAGAUGUAAGGUACAGGACUUUCAGGAGCAACACAAGACCAGGCUGGUGACUGGAGCCUUCCAUCACUGGAGGAGCAGGCAGAGACAGGAGAGAGUCCUGGACCAGUACUGGAGGAGGAAGGACAGGGGUGCUCUGGAGGCUGCCUUUGACUGUUGGAGACAGAAAGCCUUGGAAGGGAGAUGUAAGAAGCACAGGGCUGCCUUCUUGUUGCAAAAGACGUUUUCCAAGUGGCACCAAGUCUGUGAGGAGAAUCAGCGUAGGAAGGAGAGGCUGCUGGGAUAUGCCCAGCUGUGGCACCACAGGACACAGUGGUGCAAGGACAUGGAAGCAGUGGCCAAUCAGCACUUCCAACAGAAACAACAGACCCAGCUGAAGGCAGCAUUUGCCAUCUGGCAGACCAGCUACAAGCAGGUGCAGCUGGGGCAGCAGCUGUUCCAGCAGGUGCUGGUGCAGAGGACAUUCCACAGCUGGCUGCAGGUGGCCAGGACUCGCGUCUACCACAAGAACCUGGCCAAGCAGUUUCAGAGCCGCAAGAAGCUGCAACAGGUUUUCCUGGCCUUCCAGAUCUGGAGGAAUGAGUACAAGCUUCGCCAACAUCACCACGCCAUCGUGGCCCGUCAGACCCACCGCGCAACCUCACGUACCCUCCACACCACCUUCACGGCCUGGAGGAGCCUGGCCAUGUUGGCACGCGCUGACAGGUUUCGCCAACACUCCCUACAGAAGAGGGUGUUUCAGGACUGGAAGGCAGCGCAGGCAUCAGUGGAGACUGCUGAGUUGUAUAGAGAAGAGAAAGAGAGGGGGAUGGCAAGGCUAGUGUUACAGAGUUGGCACCAGUGUGUACAGGAACGGAGGGACAGGGAGGCAAGAAAGAGGGCCUUGGAGCGGGCUCUGGGUGAGAGAACACUGAGGUCAGCCUUUAGCCACUGGCGAACGCAAGCCACAGUCCUCACGCAAGUCCACCAACACUCCACUACGGCGCUACAGAGGAGGGCGCUCCGAGGCUGGCAGGACGUCGUCCGUAGGAAGAGGCGACUUCUCGAGGCAGCGGAACAAGCCAGAGCCAUUUCUAACCAGCUCCACAUGCAGGCGGCGUUCUUCUCGUGGCAGCAGCAGUAUCGCGCGUCCCAGGAACGGAACGCCAUCGCAGAACGUGUUCUCGGGAAACAGGAAGAGGAACGGCUGCGAGAGUCGUUCCGUACGUGGGUGGACGCGGCCAGGCAGCGCGCAGCGGAGAAGCACCACCUCCGCAGCGUGGAGAAGAAAGUGUUCCGUCACUGGAAGAUGUACAUCGUCAUGAGGAGGGAGGAGGCUCGGCACCAAGAAGAUAUGGAGGCUCUAGCACUGCACCAUUACAACCAAACACUAUGUCAUGUGUACCUGAAGGCAUGGCACAGAGAAGCCCUGGUGUGUAGGUACCUGAAGAGCUGUGAGAAGCGCACGGAACAGAGAAGCUGGGGAACGUGGAAGUCAUCUGUGGACAUGGCCUACACAGCAGAUCAACUGUUCACACACAACAUGUACCACCGCGUGUGGACCACAUGGAGGAAAGAAAUGGGCAGGAGGAAAGCCGUCAAGAACUUCACAGCUCACGAGGAGAAACAGACAAUCUCACAGGUGUUCCAAGCCUGGCACAAGUGGGCAUCUCACAAGCACAAGAGCCAGGACCUGUACCAGAGGAAGGCUCGUCAGAUCCUACAGCACUGCUUCAACCGCUGGUGCCUCCACCUCAAACACAGAACCUCCCCCUCCCCCACCAAGAGUCGUAUCCCCGUCAGGAAACGGGCAGGCUCCACCUCCAAACUUGCCAACAUGCCUACCAUUCCAGAGUAGUGCUGUGUACCAGUUCGCUGGACCGGUUCCGGACUUGUAAAAAUGUUUAGGAAAACAUUGCCAUCGGGCAUCGUCAAGUGU
Molecule: messenger RNA, 7863 nt
Organism: Branchiostoma belcheri (Belcher's lancelet)
Lineage: Eukaryota; Metazoa; Chordata; Leptocardii; Amphioxiformes; Branchiostomatidae
Exons: 36
Coding region: 328-7782 (2484 amino acids)
Molecular function (GO): phosphatase binding
Source: RefSeq, a predicted model, not a curated record